Symbiodinium pilosum is the source of this 1857-nucleotide messenger RNA. The record is from the annotation of a GenBank genome assembly. NCBI's taxonomy places the organism in Eukaryota, Dinophyceae, Suessiales, Symbiodiniaceae.
GAGACCGGAAAGAUGGACGGGGUACGGCUCUCACCCGAGGCAUCUGUUGAGGAGGUGCCCAAGGCCAUUUCGCAGGCCACGGAGAAGCCCAAGAUGGAUGCUGUCGAGCCGGUGCCCUGUGAGGAGCCUGCGAAGAGCGUGGACUUAGAGGCGACAGAGAAGCCAAGGGAGGCGGAGGUCACUCAGGCUGUCUUCCAGAAGAGCGUGGAAGAGCUAGAGGAUCUGCGCCGUGGCCUCCAGGCCAAUAUCUCCGAGGAGCUUGUGGCCCGACUCGCGCAAGCCCUCCGACAGGAGGCCUCAGUUGGGACUCUCAGCGAUGCCGGUGACGUGUUUGCUGGAGUGGACCCAAUGCUGGGCGUGCCUGUGCCGGUGCUGCCAUGCUUGGGACAAGGUAAACCCGGGCUGCCAGGGCAAGAGGCCUGGAGAACCUUGCCAUUUGGAAGCGCCUUUGACUUCCAGCCGCCCUUCCAGCCAUUCCAACCGCCGGAGCCACCGGAGCAGUUGCUUCUGCCGGUGGGAGAGGUGGCAGAGGUGGCGGGGACUCUGGACAGCGCUGGUGCAGCUGCUCCGUUUGGAGCAGUGCCAGCCACCCCCGGCUUGAAGACAGAGGCGGUUCAAGAGGAAUCCUCCAAACCUUCGCUGGGCCCUGAGCCGAAGGACGCAUCCCUCAGCCGAGUGCUCAGCGACAUGACGGGCCUGGUGGCUGCCCUGGAAGCCCAGCACUGCUACAAGCACUGCUUCAAGCCAACCACGCUGCCUCUGGUGGCACCAGUGGCACCAGUGGCACCAGUGGCACCAGUGGCACCAGAGGAGGAGAAGGACACCGAGCGACCUUUCCAGCCUAAGAGCCUCAGAGUCAGCGUCGCCCACGCCGUUGGCCGCACAGCGCAGGCCAUCCUCGGCUUCGAGUUGGCCGGCCAGCGGCGGCAAGCGCCCAUCGAGCGGUUGAUGGAGGGUCCCUAUGGCCCAGCCCAGCUCUUGCGGCUGCCUUUACCACCCACCAUGGCCUCCUGGAUGGAGCUGACCUUGCUAUCUCAACUGGGAAAUGCCUGGCUUGUCUUGCACCCCGCCGUGGCCCAGUACAGGGUGGAGAUUGGAUCGCCCUCCGCACCGGGUCGGCUCGAGUUCCGAGUGUCUGGCCUGAGAGGUGCUUUUGACGAAGCCAGCAUCUGGAAGCAGCAUGAGAGGUAUUUGGAGGCUUUGAUCCAAGCGACCCUGUCGGCAAGGCCACCAGACCCCUUCGACUUCAUGGCUAAGCAAGUUUCGAGCUUGGAGCUGCAGGAUGACCAGGAUGACGGACUUCGCAGCUGCGACCUCCGCGUCCUCCGAGCCGAAGGGCUGCCCCCAGAAUCGUUGCUGGCGGUGCGCUGCGGGCAAGGCGAGAGGCGGCAGGCAUCGCUCUCCCACCUCUUGGAUGGCCGGAAGAGGCUAAAACUCUCCAGCGCCCCCGUCCUACAGGUCCAAGUUCUCCUUGAGGAGUCCGUAGCCUGCCUGCCUGCGUGCCCGAAGCUGCACGAGGUCCACUUCCCCAGGUGCGAGGAGAUCUUGGGGCUCCGUGUCAGAGUGACAUCCGACUGGAGCCCUUUUUGGCAGAGACCAAGGUCGGCCUCACAAGCCAGUGUGGAGCCGCCUCGUCUCACCGCUCGCGAGUACUUGUGCCAACACGGGCUCCUGGAUUUCGCUCAGGGCGUUCUACAGGAGCUGGUGCAGGCCCAGACCAGGGACCUGUUCAGCGCACUACGUAUCCUGGAGGCCAGGCUGCGCGCAAGAAGCGCUCAGGGUCGCCAAAGCCGGCAGAGCUUCCCAGAGGGACCCUCUCUUGAGCCCUCUCUCGUGUCUCACCCGCGAAGCCGCUGA